Molecule: messenger RNA, 1745 nt
Organism: Daldinia vernicosa
Lineage: Eukaryota; Fungi; Ascomycota; Sordariomycetes; Xylariales; Hypoxylaceae
Product: vitamin B6 photo-protection and homoeostasis-domain-containing protein
Exons: 2
Coding region: 400-1575 (391 amino acids)
Source: RefSeq, a predicted model, not a curated record
GUGGUGUGUACCUUAGACAUAUGUACCUAUGUACCUAUAUAGAAUUUGUUGGUGUGGAUUAGGUACUUGGGUACUUAGCCCUAUGAUCGGCACUAUGACGCUGAGGCUCAACCCCCACUAGGUAACAUGGAACCUUAUGAAGGUACCUGACGCAGGUACAGAAGCAAACUCCCUGGUAGCGCUUUCCUAGCUGGUGUCUUACAGUUGGUCGCGUGGGAUAGGUUAGGUAACUACAGGGCAAUCGCGGGGUGAUUUCGCGGGGUAUAUAGAUUAUUUCCAUCGGUGCUUCUAGCUAAUGUUUUUCUCCAAACUCAAACAACUUCUUUUUACACGAACCGCCAUAAACCUUCCGCUUUCUUCUCUUGCAACACAUUGCGACGCGCUGCAACUCUUAACACAAUGGCGCCUCCUAAGAUCAUCAAAGCCUUAGAUGAAUCAGAGGUCAUCUGCACCUAUGACGAGGCUAGCAACCCCAUCAUUCCAAAGAAGACCUUGAAAAGCAUCGGUAAAGAUGUGCUAGACGUCUUUCUCCCGGCCGGUUACCCCCAUACCGUGACGCCUGACUACACUACUUACCAGAUUUACGACUCCCUUCAGGCUUUUUCCAGCACAAUUGCUGGCCUCCUCUCAUCCCGAGCCGUGCUCCAGGGUUUCGGCGUUGGAGAUUCCACCUCUUCGGCAACCGCAGCUGUCCUUCUUACUGUGCUGCAGGAGUCAACUGGCCGACUUGCCACAAUCUUAUUCGCGCACCGUCAUGGUCGAGCUAUAGAGCCAGAGUGCAAAUACUACCGCUUCCUAGCUGAUAUCGUCAAUGAUUCAGCUUUGUUCCUUGAUAUACUCUCUCCAGCUCUACCCGUAUAUCCCAGGAUCCUUGCACUCUGUGGGGCUGGUAUCCUUCGCGCGCUCUGCGGAAUUUCGGGUGGUGCCGCUAAAGCUUCUCUUAGCGCUCACUUCGCCAAGAAUGGGAAUCUUGCCGAGCUUAAUGCUAAGGAUGGAAGUCAAGAGACCGUGAUCUCACUCCUAGGCAUGCUAGUCGGUAGCUUGUUCGUUCAUCUUGUGCACGGAAAGAUAGCUGUGGUGGUUUCGAUGAUUGUCCUUAUUGGUGUCCACCUCUGGACCAACUACCAGGCUGUUCGCUCUGUACAGAUGCGCACUCUGAACAAACAGCGACUCACGAUCAUACUGGAGGAGGUAUCCAGUCCUCGUGGUGCCAUCCUCCGUCCCGACCAAGUGGCAGCAAAAGAGCGAAUUCUUACGUGGGUCAGUCCGCGUAUCACAUUUGCCACAACAUUCCCCCGGCUUCGCGAGAUUAGUCACUUCAAGAAUCAGAAGUAUCGAAACCGGGGCUAUGUUAUUGUUCAGCAGCCCACAGGUCAAAAGAUCUUCUUGAAGCAGGGUACCCCUACGAUGGCUGCUUUACAAGCAUGGGUCGAGGCUUACACGGGAUCACAUUGGCCGGCGGACAGCGUAUUCUGGAAGAGCCUUAAGACUGCUGGUUGGGACCUCGAGACAAAUGCCAUGGAGACAGGCCCUUCUGUCCGGAUCGUUAUGGGCGAUGAGGAUAAGUCGGCUUAGUAGAGGCGUUAUGGAAGGAGGGCUGAGUAUCGGAUUUCCUUUUCUUUGAUAAUGGGGUUUUGGAAGUUUUAAGGACGAUCGGAUGGAAACCGGAUGAUACCCCCAAUAUGCAUUGCUUUUUAGGCUCAAGUACUUAUUACAAGUAGGAAGCAUAUACUCAAAUGGAGCCU